AUGCACGGGCGCGCGCGCAGGUGCUCGUGCGGGGCGCACGCGCCGACGCACCCGGAGCACGGCGGGCGGCUGCAGUCGGUGUGGGCGCGCCUCUGCGAGACGGGGCUGGCGGCGCGCACCGAGCGCACGCGCCCGCGCAAGGCCACGCUCGAGGAGCUGCAGGCCGUGCACUCGGAGGCGCACGUGGCGGCCUUCGGCGGCAGGGGCCGCGAGGCGCGCGCGCUGCGCCUCGUGCGGCUCGCGUGCGGCGGCCUGGGCGUCGACGCCGACACGGCCUGGAGCGACGCGCACACGCCGCCCGCCGCGCGCCUCGCCGCCGGCGCCGUGCUCGACCUGGCGCUGCGCACCGCGCGCGGCGACCUGCGCAACGGGUUCGCGGUGGUGCGGCCGCCCGGACAUCACGCGGAGCCCAACCAGGCGAUGGGCUUCUGCUUCUUCAACUCCGUGGCGGUGGCGGCCAAGAUCCUGCACACGCGGCUCGGCCUGCAGAGGAUACUCAUCGUCGAUUGGGACGUGCACCACGGCAACGGCACGCAGCAGAUCUUCUACGAGGACCCGCACGUGCUGUACAUGAGCCUGCACCGGCACGACGACGGCAACUUCUUCCCGGGCACGGGCUCCGUGAGCGAGUGCGGCGCGGGGGCCGGCCUGGGCUACACCGUCAACGUGGCGUGGCCCGGCUCGCCGCCCCUCGCCGACGCGGAGUACCUGGCCGCCUUCCGCUCGCUCAUCAUGCCCAUCGCCAAGGAAUACAACCCGGAGAUCGUGCUGGUGUCGUGCGGCUUCGACGCGGCGGCGGGCCACCCGGCGCCGCUGGGCGGCUACAGCGUGUCCGCCGCCUGCUUCGCGCACAUGACGCGCGAUCUCAUGCAGCUCGCCAACGGCAAGGUGGUGCUGUCGCUGGAGGGCGGCUACGACCUGGCGGCGAUGUGCGACUGCGCGCAGGAGUGCGUGCGCGCGCUGCUGGGCGAGCGGCUGCCCGAGCCGCCGCUGCACGAGCUGGCGCGGGCGCCGGCGCCGCACGCGCUGGCCGCGCUGCGGGCGGCCAUGGCGGCCCAGGCGCCGCACUGGCCCGAGGUGAAGCGCUUCAGCGCGCUGGCCGCCAUGUCGGCGCUCGAGGCGGCGCCCGCCGUCAUGGCCGCGCGCCUCGGCCGCCUGCAGAGCGAGCGCGACGCGGCCGACACCGCCGCCGCCAUGGCCACGCUCUCCGUGCACGCGCCCGCGCCCCUCUGCCUCAGCCGCUCCGCGGAGAGCUCGCGCUCCGGCUCGGAGGAGCCCAUGGAGCAGGACGAGGGCAAG
Iphiclides podalirius (scarce swallowtail) is the source of this 1299-nucleotide messenger RNA. NCBI's taxonomy places the organism in Eukaryota, Metazoa, Arthropoda, Insecta, Lepidoptera, Papilionidae. The record is from the annotation of a GenBank genome assembly.